AUGUAUAGUAUAUGUAAAAAUGCCAAAUAUGAUAAAUUGCUUAUUGAACAGAGUUCUAAGGAUGGUAAAUGUACCUAUUAUUUUUCAUCUUUGCUGACGACGAAAACCACGUCAAAUCAAAUCGUUGAGGAUGUACAGAAAUCGCUAUUUGUGCCAGGGUAUUACAAAAUAUAUUGUGGCUGUGAUGGCUUGUUUAUAAUUGGGAUUGGGCAGGGUGAGGAUUCAAUAUGUUGGCUAUGGAAUCCUUCGACAAGAGAAUCAAUACCACUCCCACCACAUCAGAAGAAGUUUUUCGAUAUUUCUUAUAGCGAGUAUUCAGUUUAUGGAUUGGGAUAUGACCCAACUAGUGAUGACUAUAAGGUCUUCAAGGUUCCUGAGGAGGAUGAAGACGCACCCAAUGAAAUUCUCUCACUAAAAACUGGUUCCUGGAGAAAAAUUUUUGUUGGUAGAUGUUGUAUCGAAUCCUUUGGUAUGGACUAUUUGGCAUUUCUACAAGGAACAUUUCAUUGGUUAUCUUAUUUAGGAUGUGGGAUGAGUAUGAUUACAUUUAAUAUUUCAAAUGAGGUGUUCGGAGAGUUACCAUUGCCAGGGGAAAUGCGCUUCAACGGUCACAUCGACCAAGGUGUAGCAGUGUUGGGUGGAAUGCUAAGUGUGAAUUAUUUUGGAGAAAAGGAGAGUAAUACUAUUUUUGAUUUGUGGGUAAUGAAAGACUAUGGUGUGAAAGAAUCUUGGACUAAAUUAUUUUCCAUGGUAGAUACGAGGGCUCUUCAUGAAAUCAUGCAAAUCGUUCCGAAAUAUAUAUUUGAAGAUGGUGAAGUGUUACUCGGCUCCGAUAGAAGAACUGCUUUUAGGACAUUCAAAGAAUCACACGGAACAAGCAGUCUAAUAGGGCCUCUAGUUGGUGAUGAAGAUAUCUUUGAGUGGGAUGGAUUUGCUUACACAGAAAGUUUGAUCUCCCCAAAAGAUUGUGUUCUUGCUUAG
Molecule: messenger RNA, 981 nt
Organism: Lycium barbarum (goji berry)
Lineage: Eukaryota; Viridiplantae; Streptophyta; Magnoliopsida; Solanales; Solanaceae
Product: F-box protein CPR1-like
Exons: 1
Coding region: 1-981 (326 amino acids)
Source: RefSeq, a predicted model, not a curated record